AUGGCUUCUCCUCGUCCUGCUUCGCCUCUCACCUCAGGUGCCGAGUCCGGCCCUGACUCCAAGUCUGCGGGCGCUGUUGCCGCCUCCGGCUCAUCCAUCAGCCGUCCUUCAUCUCCCACUCCUCCUGGCGGCCCCCGUGCGGCCAUGCGCCGUCGUGCCACUGCCGACCACAAGGAAUCUCUGCGCAAUGCUCGUCCAGCCUCUACGCGCUCUGCCGGUGCGGGCGGCUCCUCCGGCACCAUGCUGAAGCUGUACACCGAUGAGAGCCCCGGUCUCCGUGUCGACCCCGUCGUGGUGCUCGUCCUGAGUCUUGGAUUCAUCUUCUCCGUUGUUGGUCUGCAUGUCAUUGCCAAGAUCACUCGCAAGUUCUCCGCAUAA
Messenger RNA from Penicillium diatomitis, 378 nucleotides. RefSeq names its product SEC61-beta family protein. Gene Ontology annotation, biological process: intracellular protein transport. Lineage: Eukaryota; Fungi; Ascomycota; Eurotiomycetes; Eurotiales; Aspergillaceae. Gene Ontology annotation, cellular component: Sec61 translocon complex. The record is from RefSeq and is a predicted model, not a curated record. The transcript is spliced from 3 exons. The coding region runs from base 1 to 378 and encodes 125 amino acids.